Molecule: messenger RNA, 678 nt
Organism: Geodia barretti
Lineage: Eukaryota; Metazoa; Porifera; Demospongiae; Tetractinellida; Geodiidae
Source: the annotation of a GenBank genome assembly
AUGGACCUUGGGCUCGCUGAACGUGUAGCCAUUGUAGGGGGAGCUGGGCUGGAGAUUGGCAAGCACGUUGCCAUGGCCUUGGCCAGCGAAGGGGCAAGAGUAUCCAUCUGCGCGCGCAACGAAGAGGGCUUGCGCCGCACCGAAAUGGAAGUUGUAAGGGUUGGCACCCAACAUAAUGUCCUGGCCAUGCCGGCGGACCUGUCGGAGCCGAAGGACAUCCGGCGGGUGGUGCGCGACACCUUUAACCGUUUUGGUCAGAUUGAUAUCCUGGUAGUGCGAACCGGCCAACCCAACCGGGGAUCACUGGCCGAUGUCGAUGAUAGCGAAGUGACAGAGGAGAUAGAGAGACAUCUGCUCAGUGCGGUCAGGCUGAGCCGCGAAGUCAUUCCCUACAUGAAGCAGGAACACUGGGGCCGUAUAAUAAAUUUGGAGUUGGCUUCCACCAAAGAUGUUGCCGAAGGUAAUAUCCGCGUCAGGUCACGUUACCCGUCCAUUGUGUUGGUCAACGCCCACUGCUCGGACUCUCAUUACGAACCGGAGCCAGAAGGCAGCAGCACAUUUCGACCGGGUGACUGGGUGCUGAUAGAUUUGUGGGCAAGAGAGGCAACGCCGGACAGCGUUUACGCCGACAUAACCUGGACACCAUAUGUGGGAGAAAGGGCGCCGGAGUUGCAAUAA